This is a messenger RNA of Schistocerca piceifrons (Central American locust), 1359 nucleotides long. Its product is annotated as synaptic vesicular amine transporter-like. Gene Ontology annotation, biological process: transmembrane transport; aminergic neurotransmitter loading into synaptic vesicle. Gene Ontology annotation, molecular function: serotonin:sodium:chloride symporter activity. Gene Ontology annotation, cellular component: terminal bouton; synaptic vesicle membrane. The record is from RefSeq and is a predicted model, not a curated record. The coding region runs from base 1 to 1359 and encodes 452 amino acids. The transcript is spliced from 11 exons. NCBI's taxonomy places the organism in Eukaryota, Metazoa, Arthropoda, Insecta, Orthoptera, Acrididae.
AUGCCGCCGCCUCCGCGCAAGGCGGCCUCCGCGGCGCUGGUGGUGGGCCUCGUCUACUGCUCGCUGCUGCUCGACAACGUCCUGCUCACCGCAGUCGUUCCCAUUCUUCCGGAUGUUUUGUACCGCAACGAGAUCUGCUAUGACAGCAACGUAUCCAUGGCAGCCAACUGUUCCAGCGACAGGGUGGGCCACGUGCUGCGCACGGAGGGCGAGGAGGCGCCGUGGGUGGGGCUGCUGCUGUCGUCCAAGGCGCUGGUGCAGCUGGCGGCCAACCCGCUGCUGGCGCUGGCGACGCGCGCCCUCGGCUACCCGCUGCCGCUGCUCUUCGGCACCGCCGUUCUGCUCGUCGCCGCCCUCCUGUUUGCAACUGCUGAGAACUUCGCAGCGCUGAUGGUCGCUCGCAGCUUGCAAGGUGUCGCCUCGUCCAGUAUCGGCGUGUCAGGGCUGUGCGUGGUGGCGGCGCUGCAGCGGGAGGACGCGCGCCGCAGCCGGCUGCUGUGCUCCGUGCUGGGCAGCGUGGCGCUGGGCGUGCUGCUGGGAUACCCGCUGGGCGGCCUGCUCUACGCCUUCGUCGGCAAGCCGGCGCCCUUCCUCUGCGUCUCCGCUCUCGUCAUCGUCGACAUCGUGUUGCAGCUCCUGUAUAUGGACCUCCGGGUAUCUCCAGAGGUGGCGGUGGCGACUCGGGGCGUGCGCCAGCUGCUGGGCGACGCGCGCAUCACGGUGGCGGCCGGCGCCAUCCUGGUGUCUACCACCGCCAUGGCCGUGCUCGAGCCCUGCCUGCCCGCCUACCUCAUCGACACCUUCCAGCCCGAGAAGUGGCAGCUGGGCACGGUGUUCGUGCCGGACAGCCUGGGCUACCUGCUGGCCACCAACCUGUGCGGCGAGCUGGCGCUGCGGGUGGGCCGCAGCCGCGUCGCGCUCGCCGCGCUCUUCCUGGUCGGCGUCUCCUGCGUCAUGGUGGCGAGCGCGCGCAGCCUGCUGCAGCUGCUGGCGCCGCACCUGGGCCUGGGGCUCGGCAUCGGCGCCGUCGACGCCGCGCUGGUGCCGCUGCUGGCGCGCCUCGCCGGCGACCGCUUCGGCUCCGUCUACGCCCUGCAGCAGUCCGCCGUCAGCCUCGCCUACGCUCUAGGUCCGCUGGCGGGUGGUCAGCUCGUGCCGGCAGUGGGCUUCCCGUGGGUGAUGCGCGUCGUGGGCGCCCUGAACCUGCUCUACUGCCCGCUGCUGCCCAUCAUUCUCACCUGGGCAGACGACGAGCCGGCGGAGGAGACCCCCUGCCUUCAGCAGGCAGCAGAGCACGUGGACUACAAGAGCCGCGGCACGGCCGCCUUCUCGUACCACCGUUUCGAGGACAGCGACUAG